AGCCUCCAAAAUGUCUACUCACAUAACUGUUCUUCCUGCCUCAACAAAAGUUGGAAAAGAGGCUAUCCGCUUACUCUUGGCCUCUCCGGCCAAUCCUACUAUCCGUGGCAUCUAUCGUGACACUUCCAAGGCACCAGAUGAAUACACCAGCCACCCAAACUUCAAUGCAGUCAAGGGCGGUGUUGCGUCUGAGGAAGGUCUCGAUUUCAGCAACUCUGAUGCCGUUCUCUAUGUCCCGCCGCCGACUUAUGAGAUCAUCGACCAAAGCGACUGGGCCAAGCAAACAGCAAACAAUGUCAAAGGUGCCUUGAAGAAAUCAGGCGUUAAGAGACUUGUUGUUCUGUCUGGUUUGGGGUCUCAUAAUGACCAUGGUAUCGGCUUUGUGCGCUUGAAUCAUCACACCGACAAGAUUCUCAAAGACUCUGUGCCUGAAGUGACUAUCUUACAGUCAACUCAUUUUCAGGAAGAGUUUGAGUACAUGUUUCAAAUGCCUUUGGGAGAUCCGCCAACAAUCUCAUCAUGGAUCGCACCAAGGGAUUUCAAGAUCCCAAUCGUCAGUCUCAGAGACGUUGGCGAAGUCUGUGCGAAUAACUUGCUCAGCAAGCUCGAAAGUCCCGGUCCGCAAGUCCUCAAGAUCUUUGGUCCUCGUGCCUACAGUUCAAUCGAUCUGAGAGACAUGUUUGAGGAAAUCACUGACAACAAGGUUGAGCUCGGACUUGCGCAAGGUGAGGAUUUGAAGGCUUUCUUCAGACAGAUCCUUCCUGAGCAUUGCAUUCCCGACUUUAUGGAAAUGAUAGAAUCGUCACUACCGGGUGGAUUGAUCGCGAAGGAGUAUGAGGUUGAUGAGAAUACCGUGACUGGGAAGGUUGAGAUGUUGGAAGUUUUCCGUGAACUAGGUGACAAGUAUGGCUGUUCCAAGUAA
Fusarium odoratissimum NRRL 54006 is the source of this 922-nucleotide messenger RNA. RefSeq lists its product as uncharacterized. The record is from RefSeq and is a predicted model, not a curated record. The transcript is spliced from 2 exons. NCBI's taxonomy places the organism in Eukaryota, Fungi, Ascomycota, Sordariomycetes, Hypocreales, Nectriaceae. Bases 11 to 922 code for a protein of 303 amino acids.